Talaromyces stipitatus ATCC 10500 is the source of this 2815-nucleotide messenger RNA. RefSeq names its product MFS monosaccharide transporter, putative. The transcript is spliced from 4 exons. Gene Ontology annotation, biological process: transmembrane transport. The coding region runs from base 1 to 2733 and encodes 910 amino acids. Gene Ontology annotation, molecular function: transmembrane transporter activity. NCBI's taxonomy places the organism in Eukaryota, Fungi, Ascomycota, Eurotiomycetes, Eurotiales, Trichocomaceae. The record is from RefSeq and is a predicted model, not a curated record.
AUGGUUGCAGACCGCGAGGCGCCGACAUUGGUCGUCACAAUUGUCUUCUUCGUGCUUGCUUCGGUAUUUGUUGCUCUUCGGUUUGUGUCCCGCUUGGGUGUUGUGCGCAAGGUUGUUUCGCAUGAUUACCUGAUUCUGUUGGCUUGGGUGAUUGACUUUGGCUUCGUGUUCGCCGUAUGCUAUGGAACUACAAAAGGUCUCGGAUUACACCAGAAAGAUGUCCCCUCUUCGUCGAAUAGGGCCUUGAAUACGAGUGAAUAUGUUGCGAACGUGCUCUAUAAUCCCGUCCUGAUGUCCUUGAAAACGUCGAUUCUCAUAUUCUACCUUUUCCUGUCAAAAACCAACAAAAUCUUCCGAUGGGCAAUUUUCGCAACAAUCUUCGUCGUCAACGCCGCCGGUGUCGCCUUGACAAUGGUUAACAUCUUUCAGUGCCGGCCCGUCAGCGCAGCGAUCUGGUUCCCUUCUGGUGGUAAUGCGAAAUGUUUCAGCAUAGUUACUAUAUACCUCUCGUCGGCACCUGUGAAUAUUAUAACAGACAUUGCGAUCUUCUUUCUGCCGAUCCCGAUUUUAACCCAGUUACGACUUCCGCAAAAGCAAAAAAUAAUAUUGAUAAUAACGUUUAGCUUCGGUUUCUUCACUGCGGUAGUCGAUGUCAUUCGAGUCGCAUACUUGCAGAGCGCGGCAACGUCAAAUGCGAUACAAGAGGCGGAUGGAACUGGGGACGGCGGCAACUCGAAAUAUCAUCAAGAUUUCUCAUGGUACGGAGCUUAUACUUUUAUGUGGUCUGCCAUCGAAAUCAAUGUCGGUAUCGUCUGUGCAUGCGUGCCAAGUUUGAAGCCGUUGGCCGCACGGCUACUCCCUAGGAUGAUCAAGGGUUCCACAGAAUCGUCCAAUGCACACCCUGGAAGUGCAGCAAGACCUAAUGUUGCCCGUGCCGAGACUGCUCCGUUGGCAAUACCUCACAUUCAGAACCCGCAGCCCACUCGUAUGGGACCGAGAGCUUAUACGGACCAAGGACUGGCAACCGCACCACUACCGCUCACUGCUCCAUCGGAAGAGCUUAUAGAGAUGUCCGAUUUUCUGGGUGGUCCUGGUCCCAGCCAGGAUACGGAGAGCAGUGCAGCGACAUAUCCCUCUCCCCCUCUGAAUGUGUCGACGUUCUUUGAUUUUGUCAACCUCAAGAAACCCAAGAGUAUGCUUGCUAUGAGUAACAAGGAAUCCAUACCGCCGGUGGCCUUAACAACAAUACUGUUUUUCCUGUGGGGAGUCGGUUACGGGUUCCUAGAUAUCUUGAACACUCAAUUCGCGCGCAUUACCGGAGUCAGUACGUGGGGUUCUUUGGGUCUUCACGCUGCGUAUUAUGGGGGCUAUCUCGUCAGCCCUCUUGCUGUAGGACAGUUUAUACUAAAAAGAUGGGGGUUCAAGGCGACUUUCAUUGCAGGACUAAUCAUUUAUGCCUGUGGUGCACUUAUCUUUUGGCCGUCCGCCGUCUUGAGCUCUUUCCCGCCAUUCGUUAUAUCAAAUUUCAUUGUGGGAUGUGGUUUUGGACUUCUCGAAACGGCAGCAAACCCGUUCAUAUCGCUAUGCGGACCGCAGGAGAACGCCGAGAUCCGUCUUAACCUUUCGCAAGCAGUACAAGCAACUGGUAGUAUUCUCUCGUCCGUUCUCGCAGAGAGAGUCCUUUUCAAAUCCGUCACAAGCGUAGCCCGCUUGGUCAAAUUCCAAUGGACGUAUCUUGCCAUAGCGUUCUUUGACUUGCUUCUGGCGGCAGCUUUCUACUAUCUACCAGUACCCGAGGCAACGGAUGAAGAUCUCCAGGAACUGGCUGAUCAAAGAACAGAUGACGUUUCUGCACAUGUUUCCGGUUUGUCUGUCAUUUGGGUAACGUUCGGAUUGGCAGCGUUUUCGCAAUUCUGGUAUGUCGCGAGUCAAGAAGUCCUGGUAACCAGCUUUACGAGCUACGUGCAGGCGCAACUUCCGAAUGCAAAUAGCAGUGGUCUCAUACCUUAUGACUAUUUACUGAUUGGUCGGGGUAUCUUUGCACUCGGGAGAUUCAUCACGGCGAUUACGAAUCUUUUCUUCAAACCGCGGUGGAUUCUGUUGGUAUUGUACAUUGGGCUAAUUGUGUUCGCCGUUCUUGCCAAGGAACUGCACGGCAUGGCCGGUGUGGUUAUCGGACUUAUGCUAUUUUUCUUUGAGAGCGGUGUUUUCAGCAUCACCUUCGCCAUCUCCCUUCGCGGCAUGGGAAGACAUACCAAAACAGCCAGUGCCAUCAUGGCCACAACAAUAUCCGGCGGUGCAUUCUAUCCUUUCUUCCAGGAAAUUGCACAAAUCAAUAACAACGGCAAUGUUUCGUCUUCCUAUGUGGUUUUGGCUGUGGGAUAUGCGGCUGCUGCUAUCUUCCCGUUGUACCUGAUGCUUGUCCCCCAGGCAAAGAAGCAGGUUGAUCCGGUGUUGAAUGAUUAUUUACGCCGUCGUCGACGAUCGACUCUCCGCGGUCAACCAUCCAGACGGAAAAAACAUGAUCUCGGAAAUAUCAACGAGAACGGCGAUGGUGAUAGCAACGAUAGUCCCCCAAAUACCAAGGGAGAACACUACUCUAAUGGAGGCGUUCUGUCACGACCACGCAGUUUGAUGGAUGAGUCUCCAUCGACUGUAGAUUUUGGUGACACUGCGCGCUCUGCGUCGGGAGUGAGUGUACAUGAUUUAGGUUAUGAGAGUAAUCAUGCAUGAUAUUCAAAAGCUUUGAGACAUAAUGUUCAAAAGUGAUUUGUGUGGUUUGUAUAUACCCAACUUCUCUCAUUAUCUUCUGACU